This is a messenger RNA of Mercurialis annua (annual mercury), 1550 nucleotides long. RefSeq lists its product as uncharacterized. The record is from RefSeq and is a predicted model, not a curated record. Bases 135 to 1385 code for a protein of 416 amino acids. The transcript has 3 exons. NCBI's taxonomy places the organism in Eukaryota, Viridiplantae, Streptophyta, Magnoliopsida, Malpighiales, Euphorbiaceae.
AUGAAUUCCACAUAAUUUAAGAAAUUUAUUCAUUCCAAAGGGCCCUCAGUCUCGCCGCUCCAAUUUUUCAAAUCCAGACUGCUUCUCUUACUCUAGGGUUUUUUCUGCGUUUUGGGAAUUAAAAUUAGCCAGCAAUGGAGCCUGUAGGUUUUGUAGUAGAUAAAAUCAAAGGGAUUGCAAAAUCAGGACAAGAUUUCAUGGACGGUCUUUUCCACCGCCGCAGCAAUUCUUCGAGCCGGAAUCCGAUUGAGAUCUUGAAGCGGUUGCAACGAGAAGCUUUUUCGGAUAUUAUGAAACUCAGGGACAGGCAAGAUAAGGUCGAGCGAGUCCUUACCUUUUCUAAAACAUCCAAGGGGAGUUUCUCCCAAGAAGCCGGUACUCGUGUGAGGGGAGAUGUUGAUGUUCUCGGAGCAAUAAUAUUGCUGGGUGAUGUUGAUCAGCAGCAGCAUUUGGAUGCUCUUGGUAGAGCAGGAAUUAGAACCGGAGUUGAUUCCAGGUUCAUUUUUGAAACAACUAUGCGGGAGAAGGAUACUCUUCUUGCUGAAUUUGUGGCUAGUCAAAACGGCACACAUGAUGUUUCAGGAAGUGUACUUUCUCUGUCAAAAGUCUUAUAUAUGGCAAAUAUUUGUGAUUGGUUUUCCGCUACUGCAAUUCCAGUAGGAGCACAGUGCAGGGAUCUCAGAAUUGCUACAAGCUCUUCUAACCAGAGAAAAGGCCUGACUGAUCUUUCAUUCAUUGGACCACCCCUUUUACAUCAACAUACUGGUAGUGCAAUUGGCCUGACAGUUAAAAAAUCAAAUGUCAUGGCUUCAAUGGCUCAGUCGAUUUCUAGAUUCGAAGUGCAUUCAUGCUUAAGCACUUUCGGCCAAAUUAUCUGUCAAUUACCAAGAGGAGUAAAACUAUCACUUUUAUGUCUCAAUCAAGUGCCAAAAUCAUCUAGUCACCGCAUAAAUCUUGGAUCCCUCUGUGUUCCUUUAGUCUGUAUGAAAGGUAACAAAGCUUCUGCAACAAUGGUUGAACCAACAGCUCCACAGAUGGAAACAAGCAGCUUGCGAAGUGUCUCAACUGGGUCUGUUGCAUUGAAGCUGGAGUCAGAACUGGAUGAAAACACUAAAAUUGAGGGUUGGGUCGAAUUGAAAAAUUCAAAUAUCAAACAGUUGCAAUGGGGUUUCAACAUGUUUGAUGAUUCUGCAGAUGAAUCUGGGUGGGGUGUUUCUGUGAGUGGGACAGUUGAAAAUUCUAGUAACUGGACCCAUUUACAGGCUGAAUCAUACCUAAAACUGAACUUGGGGGAAAAACUCAGCUUGAAACCAGGCAUUGUAUAUGCAGUGGAUGGUAAUUCCAAGAUUGUUGGCCUUAUGCUCCGGUCAAAUUGGUCCUUUUGAUUGAUGUUCACUUACAAUCUCAGUUUUUCAUUUGUUAUGUGGAAGUUUAACAAUAUGGUUCACUUAAAAUGGCUGUAUUUUACUGUUUGUGAUACAUAUCUGUUAGCCAGUGUUCCAUAUCCAAAAAAAAAUUAAUCAACAAGAAUAUUUCAACUUGGUGAAUCA